Messenger RNA from Myotis myotis, 2199 nucleotides. Its product is annotated as disintegrin and metalloproteinase domain-containing protein 20-like. Bases 1 to 2199 code for a protein of 732 amino acids. Gene Ontology annotation, biological process: proteolysis; male gonad development. NCBI's taxonomy places the organism in Eukaryota, Metazoa, Chordata, Mammalia, Chiroptera, Vespertilionidae. The transcript has a single exon. Gene Ontology annotation, molecular function: metalloendopeptidase activity. Gene Ontology annotation, cellular component: external side of plasma membrane; plasma membrane; sperm head plasma membrane. The record is from RefSeq and is a predicted model, not a curated record.
AUGGCGCCAGCCUGGGCCAAGGCCCACCUGACAGGGGCUCUCUGGCUGCCUCUCCUCUGGCUACUCCUGUCCCAGGUCAGUUGUUCCCAUGCCCUACCAGGGUGGCGUUUCACUUCCUCUGAAAUUGUGAUCCCCAGGAAGGUGUCCCACAGGCUGGGUGGAGCUGGGGUACGAGGCCAGCUCUCCUACAGGAUUCACUUCAGUGGCCGAAGACAUGUGGUUCACAUGAAGGUCAAGAAGAACUUGCUGCCCAGACAUUUUCCGGUUAUCACCGAUAACGACCAAGGUGCCAUGCAGGAGGACUACCCCUUUAUCCCUCGAGACUGCUACUACUUCAGCUACUUGGAGGGGGUUCCUGGGUCCAUGGGCACGCUGGACACUUGCUAUGGGGGUCUGCGUGGCAUGCUGCAGAUGGAUGACUCGACUUAUGAAAUCAAACCAAUGGAGGCUUCUUCCAAGUUUGAGCAUGUGGUUUCUCUGCUCGUGAAAGAACAACCAAGAGAGGACGAAAGUUGUACGAUUGAAAAAGAAGACGCAGAUCCAGCAUAUGAAGAGGCAAAGUUUGCUGAAACCCCUAGAGCAGCGCCCGUGUAUUUGUGGUGGCCCCAUAGAAGAGAUUUAAAACUUCACUACACUGUUAGUAACUCAUUAUUCAGGAGCAGUCCCAAUAAGACAGAUCUAAUAGAGAGAGUGGUGAUGAUUAACAGCAUAUUACACAGCAUUUUUCAUCAACAUCUUCUGGUUGUCAACCUACUUAUUUUGUGCAUCUGGGAUGAUACAGAUCACACGGAUGUCACAGCUUUUAACAAUGCGCCUAAAGCUAUGGAAAGAUUUGGUUUGUGGAAAUAUUAUAACAUGUUUGGUGCUCUCCCUCAUGAUACUACAAUACUUCUUACGGGACAUAAAAUCGCUGGUGCAAAUCAUUUUGGCUUCCAACAUGGAUUAUGCAACCCCAACUGGGGGGCAAUGUUUGUCUAUGUAGCAAAUGUUCAUCUAUUUUUAGGUGCCGGUAUCGCAGCACAUACGUUGGGUCAUAUUUUUGGCAUGGAACAUGAUGGAGCUGGUUGUAAAUGUUUUCGAAGGACUUUCUGUGUCAUGGCUCCUACGCCAGGUCUUAACGAUAUGUUCAGCAAUUGUUCUUAUACGAGUAUCCACUUUCGAUUACAAGGCUAUGAUGAAUGUUUGGCUUACACACAGGGACCAUACAAUAAUUUUCCUUAUGUAGCUCCUCGUUGUGGUGACAAGAUCAUAAAUCAGAGGGAAGAAUGUGACUGUGGCUCCUUGAAAGACUGUGCUGAAAAUAAAUGUUGUGAGACCAAUUGUGCCCUCUCCCUUGGUAGUGACUGCAGUGCAGGAGAGUGCUGUGUGAACUGUAAAUAUGCUAAUCCUGGAUGGAUUUGUAGAGAGAAGGGUGGCAUUUGCGAUCUAUCAGAAUACUGUGAUGGGAAAACGAAUACUUGUCCAAAUGACUUCUAUAUCCAGGAUGGAACCCCGUGUUCACCUUUAGCUGUUUGCGUGAGAGGAAACUGUAGUGACCGUGACAUGCAGUGUCAAGCUCUAUUUGGCUACAAAGUAAGCGAUGCUCCGCAAGUGUGCUAUGAUACAUUGAAUGUAAGGGGUGACCGAUUUGGAAGCUGUGGGCAGUCCUUCUUCAAAGGGGGAGAAAGACAUAAACCAUGUGAACAAGAUGAUGUUCUUUGCGGAACGUUGCACUGUCGUGAUAUCCAACAAGUACCUGGUGGAGGUGAGCACACUACAUUUCAUCAGCUAUUAGCUAAGCAAGAAAUGUGCUUUGGAUACGAUACACACUUUGGGAUAGACCUGCCACCACUUGCAUUAGUAAUAGAUGGUGCAACAUGUGGGCCAGGAAGUUACUGUUAUAACAUGAAUUGUACUUUUCAUCAAGACAUGGCCUUUGACUGUGAUGUCAAGAAAUGCAAUUACAGAGGAGUGUGCAACAAUAAUAAAAACUGUCACUGUCAGAAGGGAUGGAGGCCACCACAGUGUGAAAACAGCGGACCGGGUGGUAGUAUAGACAGUGGCCCUCCACCUGACAUAGAACCAUCUGCUCGUGGCAGAAUAAGUAUGAAUGUAAACCAGGGUCUAGUUGUACUGAUGAUUCGUUCAGCCCUUUUACUGUGUGCAUUCAUUAUUGGCUGCAUUUCAUACUUAAGUACAGAUGAGGAUGAAGAGGACUAA